Prorocentrum cordatum is the source of this 891-nucleotide messenger RNA. The record is from the annotation of a GenBank genome assembly. NCBI's taxonomy places the organism in Eukaryota, Dinophyceae, Prorocentrales, Prorocentraceae.
AUGAUGUUUCACUACGGCGCGCUGCUCUGGGGGCGUGCGACGGGCGACGCUCCGCUGGCGGAGCGCAGUCAGCUGAUGCUGACGGUCGCCAUGCGGGCAGUGCAGCGGUACUUCCUGAUGCAGCCGGGCGGCGGGGUGCACCCGGCUGAGUUCGAGAGGAACUGGGUCACCGGCAUAUUCUUCGAGAACAAGGUGCAUCACACCACGUGGUUUAGUCCGCGCCUCGAGUGCAUCCAUGGCAUACAGAUGCUGCCUGUCACGCCCGUGUCCGAAUUGCUGCGCGGCCGCUCCUUUGUGGAAGGGGAGUGGCGCGAGCUCCUCGGCGGUGCACUCGCCAAGACCACCGACGGCUGGCGGAGCCUGCUGCUGCUGAACCUGGCCUCGCUGGAUCCAGCGGCUGCUUUCGAGGGGCUGCGCCACAGCCCCCUGGACGACGGCCUGCUGCGCAGCUGGGCGCUGUUCUGGGCCGCCACGCGGCAGGGCGGCCCCACCGCCGCGCCGCGCGCUGCGCACCCCGAGCUGGCCGCCUGCGGCGGCGAGCCCCCGGGGAAGCCCGAUGCCUCCGGCGGCUCCACGGGCGCCCGCCUGUUCGCCAGCGCUCUGUCGCUCGCGGAGGCCCCCGGGGGCUCCAGGCACCUCCGGGUGGAGGUGCGGCCAGAGGACCCCGCUGGCGUGACCCUGGUGGCGGUGCACUACUCCGUGAACGGCGGGGAGCAGUGGAACGUGGACAUCCAGAGCCCCUCGCCGGACGACGGCGCCUGGGUCCACUGCGGCGCCGCCGCGCGCGGCGCGCCCGAGGUCGCCCCCGGAGACGCGGUCUCCUACUGGCUGUACUGCAUUCGGCGGGGCCUCGGCGAGGAGGAGCUCGGCCUCACGUGGACGGCGCGCUGA